Molecule: messenger RNA, 4258 nt
Organism: Mercenaria mercenaria
Lineage: Eukaryota; Metazoa; Mollusca; Bivalvia; Venerida; Veneridae
Product: gastrula zinc finger protein XlCGF57.1-like
Exons: 2
Coding region: 2383-3771 (462 amino acids)
Biological process (GO): regulation of transcription by RNA polymerase II
Cellular component (GO): nucleus
Molecular function (GO): RNA polymerase II transcription regulatory region sequence-specific DNA binding; DNA-binding transcription factor activity, RNA polymerase II-specific
Source: RefSeq, a predicted model, not a curated record
UUUGCUCCUAUAUUUUGUUUUAACAAUAUUGUUUUCUGUUUUCAGGUGAACACUAAGCUUAUAAGAUGUGUAAUUAUAAACUGUUUUGUUUCCUUUGUUUAUGUUCAUAGUUGUAUGUAAAAAAUGUUAAAACGUCCUCUGUUGCAAUUAAACUGCCUAAGUCUUUCUUUCGUUUAGCAUGUUUGCCAAUUUUCACAUGUUGCGAAAUUAUUUGGUAAGUUACUUAUGAUUAAUAAGCUCAUGUUGGUAUAACAAGUGCUAAUUAGGUAAUUGUCGACAUCAAUAAAGAGUAUUUAUUAAAUUUUAUAGUUUUCGAGUAAAACUUCUUUCUAUAAAAUGCAGUUUCAAACAGUUAAUUUUAACUUCAAGUCAUGAAAAUUGUUCGAUGAUCAUGUUUAAAUCAAUAUCAUUUUCACUUGUACAUGUAGUCUAGUUUAUUUUCAAUUUGCAAUGAUUUAUUAUCGUAAAAUUUACAAUGAAACAAGGGAUAAAUCAAAAGUUAUGAAGCAAUUGUUUUAUAUUUACGUUACUAUAAAUAGCUUAUUUUUAGUAACUUUUUUAUUAUUGGCCGUAGGGGAAAACCGAGACCACUUUUCUGUGGUACAACAUGGAUGGUACCUCCAAUUUUUAGGUGUAUUUUGACAUAUCUAUACCUUGUAAGAAUUUUUUUUUUCUUUUUGGUUAAAUUUCUUCUGUUUGUUGUUCCUGUCCUUUGGACUUUGAUAUUUUACAGAGGACCUUCUUGUCCUCUUGUUUCUAUUUUCAAUUGCGGUAUCAUUGAGGGUAGCAGCGAAUAUCCUGUGAAUAGGUGUGUUCGCGGCAUGUUCUCAGCUUUUUUACCAUUUCGUUCUAACUCUAUAAUCUUUUACGAAAUGGUCUUUCUGUGAAUAUCCGGCGAACUAGUAUCAAAUCACUUGCGGAAUGAACGCGGUAGCAGCGAAUAUCCUGCGAAUAGGUAUGUUUGCAGCAUGUUCGCAGCUUUUUUACCAUUUCAUAAGGGUCUUGUUAUAUUUCCUUUUAGAUAAUCUGAUUCAGCUCUGGAAAAGUUUAAGCAUCUAUUUCAUUAUCAGUGUUUCUCAUGUUUAAUCAGGCAUAUGAGAUUAGAUAUUAAACAUAAAUUUUCUGAUUUACCACAAAUAGAAAUAUAUUCCUAUCAUCCUCUAAGAAUUACCUUGCUUUCACUUUUGAAAAAUGUCCGUAAUGCAUACAGAUUUCCCGCAAAACCUGUCCAAAAUAUCUGGUUGUAAUUAACUUGUUACUUUACAGAUAAUGUUACAAAUUAAUUGAUCUACAAUUACCUGCUCUUAUCAAAGUUCUUCGUGGACAGUUUACCAAACGAUUACAAUCUUCUAAGUUCUUCUCGCGAUCAUGCCGAACUAGUAUCAAAUCAAUUGCGGUAUCAUUGAGGGUAGCAGCGAAUAUCCUGUGAAUACUUCCUGUGAAUAGGAUCACUGUCGAGCCUUGUAAAACUUCUGGCAGAACGACUAAUUAUAAAGAUGAAGCAAAAGAUGUAACAAACAUAUGAUAUUUCAGACAUGAUGGCACAAAAUACUAGUGGAGUGUAUGAAACAGAGAAUAUAUUUACUGAAGUUUCUACAUACUUCUCUAAAAAGAUAUAUGAGAAUUCAUACAGGAGAAAAUUGUUUUAAUUGCAAUUUGUAGUUUGGUUUACAAUAGCAAAGCUAGUCUAACAAGCAUAUUGCGAAAGUACAUUUGUAAGAAAGACAUUUAGGUGUAAAAUUUGUGGUGUUUUGAGUAAGAGCAAAAAUAGUCUCCACACAGUUAAGAAAAUACUUACACGAGUGUGGUUUUGCCUGUAAUUGCAAAUAGCUUAUUAAAACACUUGAAUAUAUGUAAUGUUACAAGUGAAAAUUGCCAAAAGACACCUAGAGGAGAGAAACGUUUAAAUAAGUGUAAUUUUGUCAUUUUGUAUGCAACAAAAUAUCUACAUGCAAAACAUGGGUGUUCAUACAGGAGAGAAAUUCUUUAAGUGUAAUUAGAGUAUUAAUGCGUAUUAAUACAAAAAGCAGCUAUGGAAACAUGAAAAGACAUGCUGGAGAGAAGUGUUUCAAGUGUGAUUUUUGUAGUUUUGGACGUUAUGUCAAAUUUGGACUCCGUAAGCAUAUGAAAAUUCAUACAGGAGAGAAACACUUCAGGUGUGAGCAGUGUAAUUAUGCUUGUUAUUAUGAAUACGGACUCAGGACAAAUAUGAAGAUUCAUACUGGUGAGAAAUGUUUACAGUGUAAUAUUUGUAGUUCUAUAUGUAAUCGAAAAUACAAUCUUGGUAGACAUAUGGCAACACAUACAGAAGAGAAGUACAUGUAUUUCAAAUGUGGUAUUUGUAAUUAUGCAUGUAUUCAAAAAUAAAACCUCCAGGCACACAUGGCAACUCAUACAGGAGAGAAGUGUUUCAAGUGUGAUGUUUGUAAUUAUGCAUGUAUUGGAAAACAACAGCUUAAGACUCACAUGGCAAUACAUACUGGAGAGAAGAAUUUCAGGUGUGCAAUAUGUAAUUAUGCAUGUAUUCAAAAACAAAACCUCAAGACACACAUGGCAACUCAUACAAGAGAGAAGUUUUUCAACUGUGAUGUUUGUAAUUAUGCAUGUAUUCGAAAACAACAACUCGAGAGACACAUUGCAAUACAUACAGGAAAGAAGAAUUUCUUCUGUAAUAUUUGUAAUUAUGCAUGUAUUCGAAAAGAACACUUCAAGACACACAUGAAUACUCAUACAGGAGAGAAGUGUUUCAAGUGUAAUGUUUGUAAUUAUGCAUGUAUUCGAAAACAACAGCUUAAGACACACAUGGCAAUACAUACUGGAGAGAUGAAUUUCAGGUGUGCAAUAUGUAAUUAUGCAUGUAUUCAAAAACAAAGCUUCGAGAUACACAUGGCAACUCAUACAGGAGAGAAGUGUUUCAAGUGUGAUGUUUGUAAUUAUGCAUGUAUUCUAAAACAACAACUCAAGAGACACAUGACAAUACAUACAAGAGAGAAGAAUUUCAGGUGUGAUAUUUGUAAUUAUAUAUCUAUUCGAAAAGACCACCUCAAGACACACAUGGCAAUACAUACAGGAGAGAAGAAUUUCAAGUGUGCUAUAUGUAAUUAUGCAUGUUUUCAAAAAGGAACCCUUGAACGACAUAUGGCAACUCAUACAGGAGAGAAGUAUUUCAACUGUGAUGUUUGUAAUUAUGCAUGUAUUCGAAAACAACAUCUCAAGAGACACAUGGCAAUACAUACAGGAGAGAAGAAUUUCAGGUGUGCUAUAUGUAAUUAUGCAUGUAUUCAAAAACAAAACCUUAAGGCACACAUGGCAACUCAUACAGGAGAGAAGUGUUUCAAGUGUGAUGUUUGUAAUUAUGCAUGUAUUCUAAAACAACAACUCAAGAGACACAUGGCAAAACAUACAGGAGAGAAGAAUUUCAGGUGUACUGUAUGUAAUUAUGCAUGUAUUCGAAAAGACCAAUUCAGGUCACACAUGGCAACUCAUACAGGAGAGAAGUGUUUCAAGUGUAAUGUUUGUACUUAUGCAUGUAUUCGAAAACAACAACUCAAGAGACACAUGGCAAUACAUACAGGAGAGAAGAAUUUCCGGUGUGCUAUAUGUAAUUAUGCAUGUACUCAAAAACAAGACCUUAAAAACCACGUGGCAACUCAUACGGGAGAGAAGUUUUUCAAGUGUAAUUUUUGUAAUUAUGCAUGUAUUCGAAAACAACAUCUGAAGAGACAUAUGGCAAAACAUACAGGACAGAAGUGUUUCAAGGGUGAUGUGUAAUCAAAAACAAAACCUUUAGACACACAUGGCAAUACAUACAGGAAAGACCUGUUUCAUGUGUGCUGUUUGUAAUUAUGCAUGUAUUCAAAAACAAAACCUCAAUACUCAAAAGGCAAAAAAAAAUACAUACUGGAGAGAAGCAUUUCUGGUGUGAUAUUUGUUAUUAUGCAUGUAUUCGAAAACAAAGUCUGAAGACACACAUGGCAAAACAUUUAAGAGAAAAGUGUUUCAAGUGCCAUGUUUAUAAUAUUGAAGGGUAAUCAAAAACAAAACCUAAAGACACACAUGGCAAAACAUAUGGGAAAGAAGUGUUUCAUGUGUGAUAUAUGUAAUUUUGCAUGUAAUGAAAAACAAAAUCUAAAAUCACAUAUAGCAAGACAUUGUGGAAAGAAAUGUUUAAAGUGUGAUAUUUGAAACUCUAUAUGUACAUGUAAUCAAAAGAAGCAGUCUCAAUAAUGUAUGACAAUACAUGCAGCAAAAGAAAUGA